Messenger RNA from Rosa chinensis, 2527 nucleotides. RefSeq names its product bifunctional TH2 protein, mitochondrial. Bases 564 to 2081 code for a protein of 505 amino acids. The record is from RefSeq and is a predicted model, not a curated record. Gene Ontology annotation, cellular component: cytosol. The transcript has 8 exons. NCBI's taxonomy places the organism in Eukaryota, Viridiplantae, Streptophyta, Magnoliopsida, Rosales, Rosaceae.
CAUCCCGGAUAACACCUCUUAUAAAAAGCUUUACCUAAAUCAGAUCCCGACUAAAAAAUAAAAUGGUAGCGGACUUUGCCACUUUCACACCCUCCACCACCACCAGGUAAUAAAAAGCAGAUAAAAACUUCCAUCUCUUUUCUCACACUCUUACCAAACGCAACUUCUUCUUCUCUCUCUCUCUCUAGAUUUCUCCUCCAUUGAUGCGAUUGAUGCGCUUACUCUUCCCUCCAAACCCAAUCAAAACCCCCCAAACCCUCUUCACCUCCCUCCGAUCCCUCUCCCUCUCCUCAAUGGCCAUACCCCCUCCCAAGUCCGCCAUCCCCUCCGCCGCCGCCGACAACGAGGCCGGCCUCGCCCGCCGCUUCUGGAUCAAGUUCCGCCGCGAAUCGAUUUUCGCUCUGUUCCAUCCCUUCUCGCUCUGCUUGGCCUCCGGCGACCUCAAGAUUGAGUCUUUCCGCAGCUACAUCGCCCAAGAUGCUCACUUUCUCAAGGCCUUUGCCCACGCUUUUCUCAGCAACCAAAUGGAGUUAAAGUAUUUUGGAUAUAUUUAUGUGCAUUAAAUGAGGUAUGAGUUGGCAGAAGAGUGCGCGGAUGACGAUGAUGCAAAGCUGGGAAUUUCUGAGUUAAGGAGUGCUGUUCUUCAGGAACUGAAAAUGCAUAAUUCAUUCGUGCAGGAAUGGGGUUUAGAUGCUAAGGACAUCUCUAUCAGCUCUGCAGCAGUAAAGUACACAGAAUUCUUAUUGGCAACAGCCUCUGGUAAAGUUGAAGGAGUAAAAGGCCCUGGUAAACUUGCAACUCCAUUUGAAAGAACCAAAGUUGCUGCUUACACCCUUGGUGCCAUGACUCCUUGCAUGAGAUUGUAUGCCUUUAUAGGUAAGGAGUUCAAGGCACUUCUAGAUCCCAAAGACGACACUCAUCCAUACAAGAAGUGGAUCGACAAUUAUUCUUCCGAAAGUUUUCAGGCAUCAGCUGUGCAAACUGAAGAGUUGCUGGAUAAGCUAAGUGUCUCUUUGACUGGUGAGGAGCUUGACAUCAUUGAAAAGCUUUAUCAUCAAGCCAUGAAACUUGAGAUAGAGUUCUUUUCAGCCCAGUCACUUCUUCAACCAACUGUAGUUCCUCUUAUCAAAGAGCAUGACUCUGCAAAAGAUCGCCUCAUGAUAUUUUCAGAUUUUGAUUUGACUUGUACUGUUGUUGAUUCAUCUGCCAUUUUGGCUGAAAUUGCAAUAGUAACUGCCCCAAAACCAGAUCAAAAUCAAUCUGAAGAUCAGAUUAUGCGGAUGUCGUCGGCUGAUCUCAGAAAUACAUGGGGCCUUCUUUCCAAGCAGUACACAGAAGAGUACGAGCAAUGCAUAGAAAGCAUUAUUCCUACUAAAAGAGUUUUCCCUUUUUAUUGGUUUGUAGCGGAGUUUGUCUAUAACAAUCUGCAUAAAGCGCUCGAGCAACUUUCAGAGUUCGAGAAAAAGGCAAACAAUAGAGUGAUAGAGUCAGGGGUUCUGAAGGGUCUUAAUAUUGAAGAUAUAAAAAGAGCUGGUGAACGUCUCAUUCUUCAAGAUGGUUGUAUUGAUUUCUUCAAGAAAAUUAUCAAAAGUGAUAACUUGAAUGCAAAUGUUCAUGUUCUUUCGUAUUGUUGGUGUGGUGAUCUUAUUAGGUCAGCUUUUUCAUCAGGGGGUUUACAUGAACCAAAUGUUCAUGCAAAUGAGUUCACAUUUGAAGAAUCUAUUUCCACUGGUAAAAUUGUUAAGAAGGUGGAGUCUCCUAUUGACAAGGUUCAAGCUUUCAGAGAUAUUAUAAAAAGUUGUCAAAGUGACAGGAAGAACUUGACUAUUUACAUUGGAGACUCGGUGGGUGACUUACUAUGCCUCCUGGAGGCAGAUAUAGGAAUUGUCAUAGGGUCAAGCUCAAGCCUGAGGAGAGUGGGAACUCAAUUCGGUGUUUCUUUUGUUCCACUGUUUCCUGGUUUAGUUAAGAAACAAAAAGAAUGCGUUGAAGGAAGGUCUUCUAAUUGGAAAGGGUUAACUGGCAUUCUUUAUACAGCAUCUAGUUGGGCUGAAAUUCAUGCCUUCAUUUUGGGGUAUUAAUCUCUUUUCUUGUUUUAAUGCAUGCGAGCUUCUGCUUGAACAAAGGAAUCAUUCAUAUACAGUGGAACGAAAAGAUAAAGUUUGGUAUCGUAUAAAAAAAAAAAACAAAGAUGAAGUUGGUGGCUGAUUUUAUAAGGGUCACAGAUUUGCAGCUGUCUUGCUCUUUUUCUUCUUCCUUUCCUUUUUUCAUAAACAGGGUUUUCUCAAUCGGAAAUGUGAUGUUGGCCGAUUAGGAUGCUGUAAACAGGUAUCAAGAGCUAGAGGCAGCAACGAUUCAAGGCAGAGAUUGUUAUAUCCAUUUGUCCAUAUAAACAUUUCAAGAUCUGUAUCUGUAUUAUGAUAGUUGAUUGCUAUUCGAUUAUUUGAGAUGAAUGGCAGUUUCGGAUAGUGUAUUUUUGGUGAUACUAAUACCCCCUAUUAUAAAUGCAGAUUCAAAGUUUAUGUUC